Messenger RNA from Postia placenta MAD-698-R-SB12, 1938 nucleotides. RefSeq names its product glycosyltransferase family 69 protein. NCBI's taxonomy places the organism in Eukaryota, Fungi, Basidiomycota, Agaricomycetes, Polyporales, Adustoporiaceae. The record is from RefSeq and is a predicted model, not a curated record. Bases 66 to 1715 code for a protein of 549 amino acids. The transcript is spliced from 5 exons.
UCGACCUGCCACUCCGCCCCGUGCCGGCCUCGGCUCUUCCUGAUUGGCUCCUCGCGUCCGAGUCCAUGCCGUCUUCCUAUUGGCGGCCGUGGUGGAAUGGCCCGCACGUCGUCCGCGUCGUCAUCCGCAUUCUGAGGCUACCGUUCCUGCUUCCAUUUAUCUCCUUCCUCGUUAUCACCGACGUCCUCGAGGGCAGCUGGUGCGCCAAGUUCGGCUGCAAGGAUAUCUGGCAGCCCGCAUUUCCGCUCUCGUUCCGGCUCUGGCCUAUAGCCCUCCUAGCGGCAGCCAUCAAUGCUGGAAUUUGGCUGUGCUGGAUGCUCGGGUGGGAGGCGGUCGUGUGGUGCGUGAAAAGACGGAAUUCGCGGGGCUGGCGCUCUCCGCGUCAAAACGGAAGCCCGAGAUAUUCGGACGACGAGGGCGAAGGCCAGUACAUUCUGCUCCCGGACGGGGAGCGCCCCUCAAUGUCAAGCCCGCCAAUGUCUCCGACGCGUCGCUCGCGGAUACGACGCGCGUGGAACAUGCAGGACAUCUGGUGGUGGGCGCAGGUCGUUUUAUACGCGUCCAUUGCGCUUGUAGGCGUGUGGGAGACCAAGCACUACGAACAUCCAAACGAUGUUCGCUUCCGACCUGCACUUCAACGUGCCUUGUCGGACCGACAUCCAAGUCCUCAAGGAUAUGGCAAAGGAGAGAAGAUCUUCAUCGCGGCUUCUUUCUUCAACAACCAAGAUGUCCUUCCCUACUGGACGUCGACCCUGCUUGCUGUUAUCACGUACCUCGGGCCCGCAAACGUCUUCGUCUCGAUCGUCGAAUCACACUCGUCCGACAAUACACCCGCGCUCCUAACCGCACUCGCAGAUACCCUUGCUGCGCGCGGCGUGCCGCACCAGGUGCUUGUGCAUGACGAUGCCGCGGUGCCAAAGCCGGAUGACCUCUCCUUCAACAACCGCAUCGAGUUCCUCGCCCGUACGCGCAACCGCGCGCUCGAGCCGCUCGUACGCACCGGCGGCUACGCUCGCGUGCUGUUCUCGAAUGACGUGUUCGUCGAGCCGGAGAGCGUCCUCGAGCUGCUCGAUACGCAUGAUGGCGAGUACGACAUGGCAUGUGCGAUGGACUUUGGCCAUUUCGGCGCAUAUGAUGCGUGGGUUCUGCGCGAUCGCCUCGGACACCUGACAAGUUCUAUCUGGCCCUACUUCAUUGAUGCCCCCUCCAUUGAUUUGAUGCGCAAAGAUGCUCCGGUGCCCGUUUUCUCCUGCUGGAACGGCAUGGUUGUCUUCGACGCAGACCCGCUCCUCCCCAUUCACCUGCGCUCCAACCGCACGCUCUCCCGCGAUCCGCCCCCGUCGCCGCUCCCGCCCACGCACCCCGCAGCACACGACGCAUCGCUGCGCGGGCCCUCGCCCGCGCUGACGCCGCCAAUCGCGUUCCGCUGGGCGCAGCGCGAGCUGGGCGAGUGCUUCUCGAGCGAGUCGUUCCUGCUGCCGUAUGACCUCCGGCGGCAGUUCGGCCUGCAGCGCAUCUUCGUGAACCCGCGCGUCGUGACGGGGUACGGCUGGCACUGGUACGUGUGGCACAAGUGGGUGAUGGGGCACCGUGUGGUGCGCUGGUGGGUGCGCGAGGUGUGGGACGGCGCGUGGAUGGAACGCAAGAAGAUGGUCGUCGGCGGGGAGGAGGGCGUGUGGGUGUGGGACGGGGGCGACUGCCACCCGUGGUGGUAGCGCGGGUCUGCGCGGCGUGCUGUGUGGCGCGCGAAGCGGCGGACGGGCAUCUCCGGCUCGUUGUUCUUGCUUGGACUAUCGUAUACCACUAGUGUUGAUGCGAAAGCAGCUAUUGUAUUAGAUUCCUGUCAUGAUCAACUUGGGCGGACUGCAUUUGACGCGUAUUUGACGUGCGGUAGGGUCGCAAUAUUGGUAGACAGAAUAUAGAAGUAGAAUUCUCCUC